UCCAUUUUGUUCGCGGACGCUGGGGACGGUGGGAGCACAUCCAUUUCCGGGUUGGCAAAAGGGGCGGCGGCGGCGAGAAAGAGAGCUUGCUGGGGGGGCGAGUGAGACAAGACGAAACCAGAGCAGAGGUGGCGGAGGAUUCGCUCCCGGAGCAGCUGCAACCAGUGCUCAUCAGGCAGGUAUAUGAGUGACCUAAAGCUGCAAGUAAACACGGAGAGAGAGCAGUGCCAACAGGGAGCAGGGCAAGGAUGCCAAUUCCUCCUCCUCCUCCUCCCCCUCCUGGCCCUCCUCCCCCUCCCACUUUUAAUCAGGCAAACAUAGACCCUCCCAAGCUGAGUAGAGAUGAGCAGCGGGGAAGAGGUGCCCUCUUACAGGACAUUUGCAAAGGGACCAAACUGAAGAAGGUGACCAACAUUAAUGAUCGGAGUGCUCCUGUCCUUGAGAAGCCCAGAGGAAGCAGUGGUGGUUACGGCUCUGGAGCUGGUGCCCUGCAACCCAAGGGAGGUCUCUUCCAAGGAGGAGUGCCGAAGCUCCGCCCUGUGGGAGCCAAGGACGGUUCAGAGAACAUAGCUGGUAAGCCAGCGCUACAAGUCCCCAGUUCUAGAGCUGCUGCCCCAAGGCCUCCAGUAUCUACAGCCAGUGGACGUCCGCAAGAUGAUACAGACAGUGGCCGAGCCUCCCUCCCAGAACUGCCCCGGAUGCAGAGACCCUCUUUACCGGACCUUUCUCGGCCCAAUACCACCAGCAGUACGGGCAUGAAGCACAGCUCCUCCGCGCCUCCCCCACCACCUCCAGGGCGCCGUGCCAACGCACCCCCUACACCUCUGCCUAUGCACAGCAACAAAGCCCCAGCCUACAACCGAGAGAAACCCUUGCCACCGACACCUGGACAAAGGCUCCACCCUGGCCGAGAGGGCCCUCCUGCUCCCCCUCCAGUCAAACCACCUCCUUCCCCUGUGAAUAUCAGAACAGGACCAAGUGGCCAAUCUCUGGCUCCUCCUCCGCCGCCUUACCGCCAACCUCCCGGGGUCCCCAAUGGACCUUCCAGUCCCACUAAUGAAUCAGCCCCCGAGCUGCCUCAGAGACACAAUUCUUUACAUAGGAAGACACCCGGGCCUGUCAGAGGCCUAGCACCUCCUCCACCCACCUCAGCAUCUCCCUCUUUAUUGAGUAAUAGGCCUCCUCCUCCAGCUCGAGACCCUCCUAGUAGAGGAGCAGCUCCUCCACCUCCGCCCCCUAUGAUCAGAAAUGGUGCCAGGGAUGCUCCUCCACCCCCACCCCCAUACCGAAUGCAUGGAUCAGAACCCCUGAAUAGAGGAAAACCCCCACCUCCACCCUCAAGGACGCCAGCUGGGCCACCCCCUCCUCCACCACCCCUGAGGAAUGGCCACAGAGAUUCUAUCACCACUGUUCGAUCUUUCUUGGAUGAUUUUGAAUCAAAGUAUUCUUUUCACCCAGUAGAAGAUUUUCCUGCUCCAGAAGAAUAUAAACAUUUUCAGAGAAUAUAUCCCAGCAAAACAAACCGAGCUGCCCGUGGAGCCCCACCUCUGCCACCCAUUCUCAGGUGAAGUCUGGCUUGGUCCUGUUCCUCAGGAAAAAGGAUGGACCUCCUUUUUUUGUCAGAUGGUCCUCUCCAUUCCCCUGAAACCUGCAUGAGAGCUCCUAACAUGUUUCUCCUGUGCAAACAAUCCUAGACUCCAAGCAUCCUUCCAGCUCACCUCCAUCUAUGCAUCUCAUCUCUGGACUUGGUGAUUGGACUCUUUGCGUCGGCAGUAGGGUCUCAAACUCUGUAUCCAUCCCUACUCUAACAAACCCUGCUGGCCAGAAGAGGAGAAAGCCUCCAUGUCUCCUGCUCUCCUCUGGGGAAAGGUGCCUUGUUGUGGUGAAUGAACUCAUUGUUGGGCAGGGUGGAGAUUUGGUACCCUUAUCUGCCCUUAUCCACUGUAGGGGGAGCUUGGCAGGUAGAUUAUAUUCCAUCAUUUUGGAGGCUGGCACGGCCAGAACUUUGGUGGGAAGGGAGGGGGCAUUUUUAGUGAAGCAGUAAAGGAGUUUGCAGAGAAUUGAUCUGUUUUAAAGGUCAGCUUUGGAGAAAGGACAAGGAAAUGGGUCUUCUUUAUUUUUAGGGGUAUUUCAGUUUUGUUCUCACUGCCCACCACCCAAUCCCAGGGCUAAGUUGGAUAUAAACACUAAAUACUAAUUAGUUGAACUAAAACUUUAAUCAAAUGAGAGGGCGAAAAAAACCGAGGAUCAUUUUAGAGCUAUUCAGUUCUUCUGUAACUAAGGAACUAGGAGCCAUUUGAGUCCUCUAGGACUUCCUGCCCCCUUUCCUCAGGGUGCUAGGCUGAAGGGUGUUCUGCCCCAUCUCCUCAAAAGAAAAAUUCCUUUUUGUCAGGGGCAUCAUUCAUUCCUGAUUCACAAAUCCCAAAAACUGCUGGUAGGAAAUAGGAAGACAGGGUCUGGGCCUUAACUUCAAGUCUGCCUCAGUCUUGUCUUACUGACCCUAGCCCUUUGAGUCCUUCAUGUUCCAGAAUGACUUAAGAAGGGAAGGGCAAAACACUCUGCAAAAGACUUUAUGGCCUGCUCAUGCUGAAGUUCACAGCCCAUCUGACUGAGAAAGCUCUUUCCAUUCCUUUCUUUAUCAGCCUCACCUUCCCAAGAUUUCAGGGGCUAAUGCAGCAGAGUUAAGGGGUGAGGAAGUGAGUAGAAGUUUGUGGAGAUACUCAAAAUUCCUUUAUGCCAAGAAGCACAAAAGACUUUGGUGUGAAGUUGCUUCAGUCUGAUAGGUCUUCCUUGGUAGCCAGCAAUAUGUUGUUUCUUUGUCUUCCAGGCCUUAAUUAAAAGAGCACAGAGAAAAUGGAGGGACCAACUGAGGUUGGAUGAUGGGACAGUGACUUUCCCUUCUCCAACAACAGGUUGGGGCUCCUGGGCUUCACACACCAGAUGGUUUGGUUUGCUACAGCUGUUGCCAUAUAUAGAGGCUACUCAAAACUUGGCAUGAGAGCAGGGAGACCAGGCUGUUUUUGAAAUGAAGGGGGAAAACUAUUUAAAACCCUCUUCUGAAACAUCACAGGCUUGAAAUGCUGCAGGGACCUUUCUAAUCCAUUAGAUCAGAUCAUAAACUAAGGAUCUGAGCAUGAUGUCAGGUGAAACCCAAAUCUUCUCAAUGGUAGAUGAAGGAGGGCUCAACUUGGGUUAUCUGUUUGGAGUCUCUUUGUCCUUUGCCAUCCCUUAGACCACAUUAACUCUGGAUAUAGACUCUCAUGAUUAGGUCUGUCACCAGACUUUUUCAAUUAUUAUUUAUCAUGCUUUUUUUAAAAUCUGUUAGCAGUUACUUCCCAGACAUUUCCCCAGCAUCCUGAAGUGACUAGAGCUGAGAGAGAGGAGAGUACAAGAGUUGUUACUGCAGCAGAGUUCCAGGGUAGAUGCUGACAAGUUACUGAACUUUGACUGUGAAGUCUUCCCAUUUAUUUUUGAAAUGGGAGUUGAUGCCUUUUGUACAGUGUUUAUCAGAGUGUGUUUUUCUUUUUCCUUUAUUCAAACAUACAUAGAGCAUCAAAAUAAGAAUCACAAAUAAAACCAAACCUCAGCUUUUCAUUGGGGCUGAUGUCUUCCUCCCCAUGACCUGCUACUACUCAUAUUCCUCAGCAUUUGGACUGUGUCACAUGGGUAUUGAUUGUACUUUAACUGUCUUGGCCUCAUGAAAAACAAAAAGGCCUGGGUCUAGAUCUAAUCAAAUGGCUUUUCUCCUUUGGAACAUGUUAAUGACACAGCACCUAUUUAAAUAUCUUUGCCUUAUACAUUAUUUCUUCCCACUGUUAAUAACAGAUUUAUUAUCAUGUAUAUUUGCUAUUGAAGAUGGGAAUGUGAUCCUCAUAAUUAUUGGUCUAUUUUGUAUGUUGUACAGAGCUUGUAAUAUAGGUUUAAGGUGGGCUAGCUGCAAGAGCACUAAAACUUCUCACCUUUAAAACUGCUCUUUUUAUCUGCUCAUGGGGAUGUCAACUCUUCAGUGGAAGAUCAGGUGGUCUCAUGUUGAGGCUAUAGCCCAGUCCCCAUUAACUCCCUUCUCCAUUCCUGGAGGGAAGAGACAUUGCCCAACUAAGCAUCUGAGAAGCUGUGUUAACAGUGAUUGUGUGGGCUUGGUUUUAUGAUGUUUUUCCUUAGUGGGAAAAACGUAAUAGUUGUUUCUUACUGCCCUUUCUAGGAAGCAGGGCAGUGACCUCCAGGUUUUUAAAUGAGCUAGAUGUCUGUCUUCCCCCUCUCUGGUCAACAAACCUGGACCAAGGCAUGUUGAUAUUCCAGGUAUGGUUUUCUUCAUCAUGGGGAUUUGAUCCAGCUGCAUAGCCCCACCAUUUUCACAGCCUACGCCAGCAGAGUAAGAGCCUAGGACUAUACCAGCUGAUAGACAUGAGGCUGCUGUCUCCAGGAAUUUGUCCCAGCCUCUUAACUGGCAAAGGCAAGGAGACUGGCCAUUGCACUGGGGGACUCCCCUCACCCCUUUGGCUUCUCAGCUUGAAACCCAGAUUUACCUCCAGGAAGAGGUGAGAAAAAAAUGUAAAUAGACUUGCUACAGAGCAACUCAGGGUUGGGGUGUGUUUUAAUUCUCCUGAUCACUUGAAAUAAUCUGUAGGCUGAGUGCUUAUGGGAGUGGGGGAGAAGUAUUACUCCAGGGUCCUUCCUUUCUGUGAAGCUCUGGGGGUGGAGUAUAGGGGAUCAGAGGCCCUUUGAUGGCACUACUGUCCUGGAAACCCAACCUACAAUCAACUGCAAAAUCAGAUUCUUCACAUUCCAGUUGUAGUCUUUCUUUCCCUGUUGAAUAUUAGUCCCUAGUUAUGAAGUCAUGGGGGCUUUCUGUUAAGCCACCCUAAUUUAGGGAAUGGGAGGGAAAGGCGGGUGAGCAUUAUAGCUCUGCCUUCAAGACUUAUAUCUUAAAAACAAAAUGAAACAAAACUAUAACCACCUUCAAAAUCACAUGCAAAUAAAGAAAAAGGGAUAACUGACUGAAAGAAGGGUUUGGUUCCAUUCAACUCCACGUUCAUUGUGCCUUUACUUGUGUUAGAUUUCUGUGCUUUCUUCCUUUCCCUCUGAAGUAAUUAAAAUCUUCCUUGAUAACUGCUGUUUCCUACUUUCUACUCUUAUUUGUGACAACUUGGUGGGUUCCUUCUCUAAUUAUCUUAAAUCUCAUUCCACUGAUGGCAGAGAGUGCCUAGCCUUCUUUUCUCAUGUCUAACCUUUGUCGUUUUCCACAGUGACCAACAUGGAAGUCACAGUUAACACUGAAUAAAAGACUAGAAUGAUGUGUGUGUGCAUGCGUGUGUGUAUGUGACCAUCCCAUCUACAUGUGGAUACACUUCUUUAAAAAAUAAUUUAUUGUAUGAUUUAUUUUGGAGAUAUAUUCUGAUUAUAGUGCUCCCUCUCCCAAAUAGCACUGAUUCUUUUUUUCCCCCUUACCCCCUAAAAUGUAUAAUCUGGUCUCAGGUUCAAUUCUUUGGUACAUUUCUUUCUUCUGAAUGCUGUGCAGUUUAAUUAAACCUUGCUUAAAAGCAAAAACUGAAAACUGUGUACUCUUGUCUGGAAUACCAUCACAAGUGGUGGCAUAGAGAGGGGGGAAAAAAACCUAUUGCCUCAUAUUCUGGUUAAGUGUGAUGGUUUGAUUCCAUGUCACUUGAGAAAGUAGAUGUACUGACUUAAGCAGAAGCAGCAUCUGUGGUUUCCUGAGAGUUUUCUCUCCUCUUCCACAUGUUUUGAAAUUGCAGUUCUAGUUAGUUGUGCUAAGAGAACCUGACAGUCAUUUUAUAUAUAUUUAUACACAUACAUAUAUAUAUAUAUUUGCUACUGAACCACUCUUUGCCCAUGAUUUCAGGGAACCCAGGAGGCCUCCUGACCUUAUGUCCUUUCCUUGUAUCCCUUAUGAUUGUUUCUACUUGUGUUGUAUGUCUGAUUCUCAAAUUCACAGUGGAAGAAAAGAUGGGGGCAGAGCAUUUAGGUUCAUGUGUACAUUCUUAUGUGGGUGUUGGUUGUUUUCCUCAGUGCUUUUCAAGCUGAAAUCUUAGCUGGGUGUUUUUUUUUGUUUGUUUUUUUGUUUUGUUUUGUUUUUUUUUGAACUUUGAUUUUAGGUGUAAAAAAAUUCAACCAGACAUUUUUGCUUACUGUGGUCAGCUGAUAUAAUAACCUCUAAGGUUUAAUGAGCUUAACUUGAACUUUCAUUACUAGCAAAGGUCUUGAAAUCAUUUCCUAUACUGAAUCAUAAUGGGUGUGUGUAUGAAUCACUCUCACAUAAUUUAGGUAUAAAAA
Molecule: messenger RNA, 6291 nt
Organism: Ictidomys tridecemlineatus (thirteen-lined ground squirrel)
Lineage: Eukaryota; Metazoa; Chordata; Mammalia; Rodentia; Sciuridae
Gene: Wipf2
Product: WAS/WASL interacting protein family member 2
Molecular function (GO): actin binding
Source: RefSeq, a predicted model, not a curated record